AUGGGCACGGUGCUGUCGCUGUCGCCGGGCCCCCGGCAGGCGGGCGUGUUGGAGGCGGCCUCUUCGGCCUCGGCGGGCCUGGCUCCGGGCAGCAGCAGCAGCAGCGGCGGUGGGGGCAGCAGCGCCGCCCAGCGGCCGAAGGGGGAGCCUGCGGCGGCGGCCAAGGGCCUGAAGCGCCCCUCGCUGUUCAUCCCUGCGCUCACCUGGAAGCGCCUGGUGGCCUCCACCAAGAAGAAGGGCGCCCGCGGCCAGGCCAAGGACCCUGUGGUGAGCCGCCUCAACCACGAGAACGCCAAGAAGUCGCUGUCGUGCGCCAACCUCGCUGCCCCCUUCGAGGGCCAGGCCCUGGGCGCCCUCGGCACCAAGCGCCCCUCCCUCAAGCCCCCCGGCCUGGGGGGCACGGCCUCCUCUCCGCGGCGGGUGAUCGUCCAGGCCUCCACCAGCGAGCUGCUCAAGUGCCUGGGGGAGUUCCUGUGCCGCCGCUGCGACCGCCUCAAGCACCUCUCGCCCACCGAGCCCAUCCUGUGGCUGCGCAGCGUGGACCGCUCCCUCCUCCUCCAAGGCUGGCAGGACCAGGCCUUCGUCACCCCCGCCAACGUGGUCUUCGUCUACCUGCUGUGCCGCGAGAUGAUCGACGGGGACCUGGUCUCCAGCGAGCACGACCUCCAGGCCGUCCUCCUCACCUGCCUCUACCUGUCCUACUCCUACAUGGGCAACGAGAUCUCCUACCCCCUCAAGCCCUUCCUGGUGGAGGCUUCCAAGGACACUUUCUGGAACCGCUGCCUCUGCGUCAUCAACGCCAUGAGCGGCAAGAUGCUCCGCAUCAACGCAGACCCUCACUACUUCACCCAGGUCUUUGCCGACCUGAAGAAUGAAGGCAACAGUGGCCGCGAGGACUUCCCCCGCGUCUUGGACCGGUGA
Molecule: messenger RNA, 921 nt
Organism: Heteronotia binoei (common prickly gecko)
Lineage: Eukaryota; Metazoa; Chordata; Lepidosauria; Squamata; Gekkonidae
Product: cyclin-dependent kinase 5 activator 1-like
Biological process (GO): brain development; positive regulation of cyclin-dependent protein serine/threonine kinase activity; activation of protein kinase activity
Cellular component (GO): cytoplasm; protein kinase 5 complex
Molecular function (GO): protein kinase binding; cyclin-dependent protein serine/threonine kinase activator activity
Source: RefSeq, a predicted model, not a curated record